AUGGAUUUUGGAGGCCCGAUGUACGAUAAGGCGUCUCGGAACUGGCCGACUACAUAUUUGGUUUCCAACGAUGGAUCGGUCGAUGAAGCCAUCCACCCAGCCACAUUCCAUACACCUGGAGAUCGCGAUAGUGAAGCGUCGCGCAAGGCUUUCAGUGCAAUUCAGGCCGUCACCCUAGCAGCUGGCAAGAUCCAUGUCACCAUCUGUCGUUGCCAACACCCAGGUCGCAACCCUCCUCCUUCCUCUCUCAACGGGAUUCUGCUCUCUCACGACAGUGUUUACCACCAAAUUGUGGAAGUUUCGGGCUUCUGGCUGGAAGGUUUCAAAUUCGUGACAGCAGCACACUUCCUCUCGUGCAAUCAUCCGUUGAGUGCGGAAGAGAAAAAAGAUACGGUGGACUUUCUCAAGUACCUUUCGCCGCUAUCAUCGACACCGUCCACCAGUGCCAUGAGAGCUCGUGUUUCGUGUGAACUUAGCUCUCGCUACCACGGCCACUAUGAGCAAGGGGCGAACCAGCUCCGUGUUCCACAAAUCUUUGAUGUUCAGCUAACAGCCCUUAACGAGGCUGCCGACGUGGCUAUCUUCAAACUAGCGGCGCAUGAAACAAGACGACCCCAGACAUGGAUCAAGAACAGCCAGCUCAGCUCAGCAGGCGCCAAUUUCCCAAACACGGUCGCUAGCAAGAUCUUCUCUACGUACUACCCAGGCGCUGACAAUCUGUUGUCUACUGAUACGAAAGCUAAGGAACAUUGCAGCACUCAGUUCGAGCUGUUGGUCAAGUCACGGCUGCAGCUGGGCUUGCUGAUUGGUGAUGCCUCCGACAAAGUUUCACCACCACGAUUCAACGACAUCUUCCACGCCAAUGUUCGAUCUAUUGGGUUUGGGGACCUCGCAAACGCUAGUCCAGAAGGUGAUCCGGGUCAUGGCACUGUUGUGCGUACUCACACCAUUCCGGGAUUCUCAGGAUGUUCUGGCGGGAUGAUUGGGUGUUUGGAGACUAUCCAUUGUCCGAUUUUCGAAGGUUCGGUAGUCUCAAAUUUAUCAGUGAGAAUCAUCGGCAUUUUCAAAGGCGAAGAAUUUUUCCAGAACACUUUCAGCGCAUUCACCCAGUGUGGCGUCGAUAGCAUAAUCAAUUGCUAA
This is a messenger RNA of Fonsecaea nubica, 1140 nucleotides long. RefSeq lists its product as hypothetical. The coding region runs from base 1 to 1140 and encodes 379 amino acids. The record is from RefSeq and is a predicted model, not a curated record. The transcript is spliced from 2 exons. Lineage: Eukaryota; Fungi; Ascomycota; Eurotiomycetes; Chaetothyriales; Herpotrichiellaceae.